UGAACUUUCGUAUCCGUUCACGAUUUUGGGAUCGACGAGAUUUUUUGUUUUGUUUCAGACGCCUCUUGAUGUGUGUGUGAGUGGUUGAUCGUGAUAUUGAGCUUCAAGAGCAAGAGCAAGAGCAAUGUUGCCACCAUGCUGCGGGCUGAUUGUGGUCAGUUUGCUAUUGGCGACACGGGAGGUGUAAACUAGCCACACGAUCCGAACGGUGGUGGCAGUUUAGUUUUAAUCAGGACGCUGACCGGGUCGGGCCAGCUUCAGAACUCAUCCUGCCGUGAACGUGUGCUCAGCAUGAUGUGCUGUAAUAGCGAUUGCUCGCAGUUGUUUUGAGGCAGAGUUUGCAAUCGGGCGAAAGUUUAUCUCCAGUGAGCGCGUGUAUCAGUGGAGUGGAAACGGAACACAGUGACGUGAAGUUGGAGUUAACAAAAAAGAAAGUUGACCAGAGUACAGAUUGGAUACAGAUUUCCGCUCAGAACGCAGCAAGUCGCCUUGUGGCUUGGUUCCUCAUUAACAGAAAAAGAAAACAACAGAACCCACACAUAUCAGUGACAGUCGUGAAGCUGGUGCAUUAACAUUUGGGCAACUGUUUGAUGCUGCUUUCGCUGAAACGGACGGUUUAAUUAACUAGCAGCUACGCAUCCACAUCCAGCAGGAUCAUGUAUCACAGUCCGCAGCGUUUGUAUCGGCAUCCUAAAUGGAUAGAAACGACCCCGGUGUGCGACGUACCGGUGUGUUGCUGAGUGUUUCCUCGCGUCUGCGGUGGCGUCCGGUGUCCGUGUGGAAGAAAAUGAAAAGUGCCUGCCCCCCGUGCCGCACCUGGGGCGAUCAAUGGAGCCGCGUAGUGAACCGACCCGAACCCGCCGGCCGACUGCCGGUGGCGGUGGUUCGCCUGUGAAGGUGAAGAAAAAGUCUACCAAGCACACGGUCAAGUUUAAGGACCAGAGCGACGUGCGGGAGGACGUGCUGGUGGUGACGGUCGAGCCUCCCUCCCCCACGCCCGGCUCUCCCGAACCCUCCCCACCCGUAAAGACUGCCGUAACCUUUGCGCUUCCGCCGCUCGCCACACCCCACCGCCGUCCCCGGUCCAGCGGGUUCGAACAGUCGCCCAGUGCCGAUUCGACGACGGUCCGGUCGCUGCCGAAGAAGGACACGGCGAGGAAGGCACGGCCGACCGGCGACCAGCAACGUUUAUCCGAAGGAUGUACCUCGCUAAUGUACGCCUGCCAGCAGGGUCUUACCGGUGAUAUAUUGAAGGAGCUGCGACAAAAGCCCAGCGCCGUACAUCGACGGGAUCGGAGCAACAAAAGUGCCUUACACUACUGUAGCAGCGCGCAGGAUAUUGCUGCGGCUGCCAGCGUCGCCAUGGUAGCACCGGAGCUGAUCGAGUCCGCGGAUGAGGACGGAUUUACGCCGCUUCAUCUCGCGGUGAUACAGGGAAAUCUGCAGCUGGUCAAUCUGCUGCUGGCGAACGGGGCUGACGUGAAUGCGCUCGACAACGAGGGACACUCGGUCGUACACUGGGCCACCGUGUGCGGCGAGGUGGAAGCACUUCGUGCAGUAUUAGCAGCCGGUGCGGACGUGUCCACGCCGGACAUAAACGGUGGCAGUCCGCUGCAUUAUGCGGCCCAGAUGUGUGGCGCCAACUACGAUGGGAAGUCGGCCCGCGCAUCGGCGAAGCUGGCGCUCGAGAUCCUCAACACGCUCCUGAACCAUCCUGAUACUUCGGUCGAAGUAGAGGAUAAGGAUGGCCGACAACCGCUGCUGUGGGCCGCAUCCGCCGGCUCGGCCAAGGCUGUGCUGGCUUUGAUCAAAGCUGGGGCUCACGUCGAAAGUGCCGAUAAAGACGGAUUGACCGCGCUACACUGCGCAGCAUCACGAGGACACACCGAGUGUAUCGAUACGCUAAUAAACCUUUGCGGAGCGCACACCGAUCAGAUCGACUCGAAUGGCUGCACGGCGUUGCAUUAUGCGGUUACGCUCGGGCAUGCCGAUGCUACCUCGCUACUGCUAAAGCUCGAUGCCGACCCGAACCGACAGGACCGGAAGGGUCGCACCCCGGCUCACUGUGGCUGUGCGAAAGGCCAGAUGGAAACGGUGAAGAUACUGCACACGAAAAAGGGUAACCUGUGGCUGAGGAAUGCAAAGGGCGAUCUGCCAGUGCACGAUGCGGCUUCGUCCGGACGGCGCCAGCUCGUUCAGUGGUUGAUCCAGAUGAAACCGAAGCACAUUAACACGACCAGCAACGACGGACGGACGCUGCUGCAUAUUGCCGCCGGGCACGAUAAUGUGGACAUGUGUAAGCUGUUGCUGGAGCUGGGUGCCGAUAUAAAUUUGUUGUAUCGACCGUCCUCGAAAGGUGCACCGCUAACGCCACUGGAUUACGCGCUCGUUAAGGGCUACCGGUCAACGGCCAAGUAUCUGCAGAUGCAGGGUGGAUUACCGGCCAACAAGCUGCGACUUUCCGGCCGACAGCAAAAGAUUCUCCCCGACAUUGAUCGUGUUGAGCCGCUCAAGCUCACCGAAAAAGAGGAGCUGAUUGAUCUGAAAACAUCCAAACGCUAUAUCGUCUAUCUCAACUCAAACUCCGAGAGUGAAUCGCAAGAGGACCGAACACACCGCAAGAGCCGUCACAAGCGAAAAGGAAGUCACCGAGGCCGUCGCACCAGCAGCUGCAGCGACACGGUGUAUCUGUACCGGGACGGAUCGAACGAUAUCAGUCGAUCGCGCAGUAAUGCGGAGCUGCAUCGUAGCGAUCAGCAGCGAUCGACAAAGCAUCGUCGUAGCAGCAGCUCAUCGUCCGUCAGCACAACCGGAUCAUCUUCCGACAGCUGCUGCAAGCAUGUACGGCGAAAGCACAAAUGCUACAAAAAGUGCUCUUCCAAACGAUCACACUCGCGCGAUCGUCACAAGGACCGGGAUCGGGAGCGAGAAGAGUCGCACGACCUCAAGCAACCCGACUCGAUGAAGGAGUACGAGUUUAAGUACGCCGAAAAGAAGGACGCUGGGCCUCGAAAGCCUGGCGAACGGUGCGGGAAAAUAAUCCUUAAACAGGUGCACAGUGGUUCUUCCGAGAACGAUUCUCCCUCGAACGUGGGCGGCCGUGGGGGUGGCUUAAAGUUCUCCUCCGAACGUACCGCGCGUGAAACGCAUCUAGGCCUGCCGGCUGGGCUGCAGUACGCAGGUGGUGCGGGCGGUUUCGAUGCUUCCGGUGGGUUAGGUGAUUUUUUAGACGGACAGACGUCUCCGCGAACGCCACCACGGGCGGAGUUUAACAUUCGCAAAGAGUCGGACGUGAAGAGCGAAGGCAAAUCAUCCGAUUCCAGCACGACGAAGAAGAAGAAGGUGAAAGGAACGGGCAAAAAGUCGAAACUAGCCAAGUCGGCAAAAAAGUCUGACUCGCCGAGCGAGGAAGAACACACGAAGCCCGCUAGCUCGACGGAGAUCGUGACGGAAGCACAGGUACACCAGCAGCCACCCGAAUCGAUGUCAAAGUCGACGGAAGAUGAUGGUGCAGCAACGGAUGCGACCUACACGAUUGAACAGCGAACGCGCUCCGAUGUGGAGGGUCUCAGCGAGCCGGAAGACCGCAGCGCGAAAGGAUUACCCCGGGUGACGAGCAAACCGGUGACGGAAACCAUCGAAGAGGUCCGGGACGAGCAUGCGGUAGAGCUGGUACAUCAGCAAACGACCGCAACUAGAGUGGAGGUGCGCAAGGAUCGUUCGAAGCUGAAAUCCGCCAAGAGUGAUAGCAAAAGUCGCUCAAAGUCCGAAUCAACAGACAAGGAAAUUGGGAAAAUGCAGCAAAAACCGACACCCCCUUUAGAGGAACCGGCCGCACCACCGGCCCCUCCACCCCCGUCGCCUCCUCCGGUAAAGGAAAAAACACCGGAACCGGUAGCAGUACCGGAGCCACCCGAAGCAACACCGCCGGUACCGGAACCACUGCCACAGCUAGAAACACUGCCAGAAGUCAAGGAAGAUGGAAAGGAUCCGACAGUUGAAGCGCACACCCUGCAAGAGUUGGAAGUAGACCGUGGUGGUGGAGGUAUGGGUGACGAUGAGUCUCUAAUAGCCGAGGAAUCGUUACCACCUCUAAUAGAACCGGAAGAACCUGUUCCACCGGUGCAGCAGAUGGAAGCAAAACCCAUCCCGGCGCCGGUGGUCGAAGAAGAGAAAACAACGCCCGAAGAAUCGACCGAAAGCACACCUUCAAAAUCAAGCGAAGAGACGGAACCGCCAUCCGUUGUGGAGGAAGCAGCAACCGAGCAACCAGCGCCGGCAAAGGUAGAAGAGCCGCCGGCGGUAGUGGAAGAGGUGCCACCGGUGGUGGAAAAAGCGAAACCACCAGAACCUCCAAAAGAGCGACCGAAGCUGCGCCGUUCGAUGGAAUCCAAGAUGGAAAGCGUCGAGGAGGAUUCGAAAAUGGCGCCACCGACACCGGUAAAGGAUCAACCGGCGAAGGAUGCGGCCCCACCGCAACAGUUGGAUCAGGAGAAGGUGGAUCAAACGAGGGGCUUUUUCGUGAGUCUCGACGGUACCGAGGCCGACGACGACGACAAGAAGAAGAAGAAAAUCAAAAAGAAGCCUCGUCUGAAGGAAGAAGAGCAGCAGGAGCAGCAGAGCAGCAAGGAUCAGGACUCGGGGUUCGAGCCGAGCCCGCAGGCGAUACGUAGCAAGUCGACCGUUUUCGAACGUCCGACGCACACCGCGACACUACCGCGAAGGUCGGCUUUUACGAUGGUGGAAGAGCGAGCGGUCAGUUCGCGGCCCGAGGGUCGAAAGCCGGGCGACAAGAACGCCGUCAACAUGACGACCGUCCAGCAGUCGAUCCAUCGUAACAUCCGAAGAUAUUAUAUGGAAAGAAAAAUUUUCCAACACUUGUUAGAACUGAAAAGUUUGCAAAUACGGUCGACGAAAGUGAACGAGUCGGUGCUGGUGAAGCGGGCCGUCGACGAUUACCACAAGUCCACGAUCGAGCUCGGGUACGAGACGGGCAGCACGCUCAAGCGCUACCCGUACACGGAGUACUCGUUCCGGAACUUUGAGCUCUUCCUGUACGACACGCUCAAGAGCCUGCAGAAGAAGGAGACGUACAACUUCCAGAACAUCUCGGAGGUGUACGACGAGGCCGAACGAAGGCUCAGCCCGGAUGUGAGCCGAUACGAGCGUGCCCUAAACUGCACGACCAAAACACACCGAUGUCUUCAUGCGACCCACGCCUACACGGGCAUCCCAUGCGCUGCGUACAUACCGAUGAUGAACCAUCACACGAUACCGAAGCUCGGUUUCGGACCGUACAAAUCGAGCACGUCCGGGGUGGGCAGCUUUUUCUUGCCGAAAAUCCUAACGCACCCGACGGACCGCAGCUGCAGCGGCGGGAAGGUGGCGCUGGAGCUGACGCACGGUAACAGCAAGCAGGUCAUUACACUGCCAUCGGAGAAGCUCGAUAGCAAUAAGCGAUACUAUGUUACGUUCACGCUAAAUCCGGACUCCACCACUGACGGUGAUCCUCGUUUAUCCGCAGGCGAACCUGGACAGCAGCAGCAGCAGCACCAGCCCCACGAGCAACAGCCACCACCAUCCGCUACUGAUGCCCAAGAUAACGCUCAGCCACAACGCAGGCAGCAGCAGCAACAGCCACAGCACCACCACCAGCAACGGGCACCGUCUGUUGGGCCACAGUCGCAGUCCCGUGCCCUUCCCACAGUAGAGGAGCAGCGGUCCGAGCGUUCCAGUCCCGGGGGAACUCCUGCAUAGCACCGACGCUGCGGCACUGCGGCGGUGUCCGGUGUGGGUUGGGUUCUUUUCACUCGGUGGCUCCACGUUACCGGAGGCGACAAUGAGCCAGGUCGUACCAGGCUGCCGUUGCCACCCCGUCUGUGGGUAGGCUUUGGUGUAUUUUCUUUGGUGUAAAUAUAUGACCCUUGGCGUUGGGAUGUUGGGCAUUACGAUAGAGGGGAGAGGCCACAUUUAUGUGAGUGUUGUAACGUUCGCUUAAGUACCUUCGAAAAAGAAGCAGAAGAAAAUAAGAAAAAGAAUCAAACCAGAAAUUCAUUCAACUCGCAACCCAUUGUCUCGUGUGUGUGUGUGUGUGUGUUUUUGUUUCGCCCGAGGCAAGGGCUUAAUGUACUUUGGUACUGUUGAGAAAACUAUUCUUCACAACUCGUUCGCUCGCUUGGUUGGUUUGGUUGGGUUUUCCCCACCCGAAGGUCGUUAAUAAUGAUCCGACGGUCACCUUGACCUCCGUUGCUAUGCGUUGUUUUCGGAAGUUCCUCCACAUGUCCUUGCCUAGUCGGAGGCGUGUGGAGGUCAGUAUGGGACCCCAUUUUAUGGGGUCGUCAGCUUCCAGGAAGCCUACCCAGAAUGUCCUUGACCUAAAUAGGAAGGAAAUCUGUAAUUAAAUAGCACACCACUACUGGUUUCCUUUCACUUUUACUCCUUUUAAGACCCUUUAAGGGAUAAUUUGCAUACAAAGACCCGGGGUAACACGGCAUAGGCCAGGUUGGUCAUGCAAUUCUGAAGCGUCGCCUUAGGCUCGCGUGCGAGAGAGCUCUUUCAUUCAGUAAAUAUAGGUCGACUUAGAGAGGGUUCUUAAAAAUGCAUCAUAAUUUAGUAAAUUGCAUUUUAUUGCAUAGAGUUUUCCUGAGCAAAAUAACCUCAAGCGGACUUUGCAAGGGUCCCAAUGAAGUUGAACUAUGUGUACGAGAGCCCAAACCUCGUUCUCACGUUCUGAGCAACUCAAGAGCACUACCAUGAAAACAAAAUAUUCAAAAUGAGUUCCCUUACGUCCUUGGAUCUCAUCGGUAAGCGUCCUUACAAUUGUGUUACUUUCCGUAUCGCUUCCUUCACAAGAGACGCAUGUUACUUCCUGUUUUGUCUACUAAUUACCCGGGAAAAGCUCAAUUCAUUCUGCUUGUUUCUUUAUUGUACUAACUGCUCCAUGAUGGUGGCGUGCCCGUGCUGGCAAAGCCCAUCAACUCUACCCGGAACAUCAUCAAUCGGUGGGAAAGUUGCAAAAUUUAAUUAGCUUUGCUUCAUCAUUAUUUAACUAUACGGUGCGCGUUGCCGGUGCGCCCCGGUUGUUCCCUGGCUGUCGCGCGGGCAUUAUUAAUAACCGAUCAGGUUCGGGGAUGUGCUCAUACACCACUCAGGGAAAAGUUCCUCAUACAGAAACACACACACUCACACACCCUCAAUGUCUAAACUUUCAUCGCCGUAUACUGGCGUACAACAAUUUUCCCCGGAUAGUGUUCUUUGUUUUGAAGCGGAUAUAAUGUUCCGGGAUCGACGGUGCUGAUGUAGCUGCUGCUGCUGCUGUUGCUUUUGCAGUUGCUGAGGCUGUUAAUAUGUGUGCAUCUGCUGUUUACAUCGUUACUGUUGCCGCUGCUGCUGCUGUUGCCAAAGUGCUGGUUUUAAUGCUGUUACCUACAUACUAAUACGAUUGAUGUUGCGACAGGAGCACACUGGUUCGUGUUCUGCACAUUUUCAUCGCAUCGCACAAGUUAAUGGGUCCGAUUUGGAAGUGCAGACAGAACCUUCUCCUUACUUGCGCCGUGCGAUGAAUGUGUCCCCAAAUCAAGUGUCCUUUACGUGGUUUUGUUAGGAAAGAGAAAGCAAAAGUUGGUCGAUUUAUUAACGGCACUACAUGUAGAGAAGGUGAAAAUGAUAUUAAAUUUUAAGCAUAAAACAGAAGCAUAUUUUGUAACUUGCCUGUGACAAAGCGCAAGCGGAUUAGCGGAAAGGAUCGUGACAUGUGUAGAAAAUUUAACCGUCAAUGUGUUAGCUGUACAACUGUAGACUUGUUGUAAAUAAAUAGAGUACAAAA
Messenger RNA from Anopheles stephensi (Asian malaria mosquito), 7825 nucleotides. Its product is annotated as serine/arginine repetitive matrix protein 1. The coding region runs from base 829 to 5757 and encodes 1642 amino acids. The record is from RefSeq and is a predicted model, not a curated record. Lineage: Eukaryota; Metazoa; Arthropoda; Insecta; Diptera; Culicidae. Gene Ontology annotation, cellular component: ciliary inversin compartment. Gene Ontology annotation, biological process: protein localization to ciliary inversin compartment. The transcript is spliced from 8 exons. Gene Ontology annotation, molecular function: protein binding.